AUGGCGUUCACCAGGCAGCCUGAGAACAACUCUCAAUCGAGGAGCGCUGGUUGGUGGGCUCUCCCAGGCAGUCAACUGUUGAGCCGUCUGUCUGAGCGAGCGAGGGGGCCAUCCCUGGAUGCCGAUCUCGAAGCAAACCUUGCUAGCUCGACUGAGCGGCUUCCCGAUCAGCAGCACGCAGACGGCGAUAAUCAAGUCAGCUCUGGCCGAUUUUCCUUAUUCUCAUUGGCGCAGCAGCGACAAGCACGCAACGUUCAAUGGGCACAGCACACCGCCACUCUCAACUCAGAGCAUACAGGGUCAUCGCAACCUCGACGCAGCGCGGGUUCUGACCAAACCGCCGUCGAACUGCAAGUUCUUUCGACAAACGAUAGCUCCUCCGAACAACCAGCUGCGGCGAUAAAUAUUCCGGAGAACGGACCCCCAUCCGGCAAUCCCUGUGCAAAGGACUGUGGCCUGACACCAUUGUCUCUCGGAAUCCCCGAGCCAAAGUUCUACCCGGUCAACACUCCUCCACCAGCUCCUGGGUUUUUUGCCCUCUUUGCAUUGCCUGGAACGCCCUCGGAAGCUGGCUCGUCGUUGGCAAGCCCUUGCCUGGAGGCGGGCAUCCCUCCUGAUCACCAGUUUCGGUGGUAUCAACCGAACCCAGACACGUUCGGUAAUCGCCACGGCAGCAUCAGGGAUAUCCUGACCUACAAGCUGUGGCUAUUCAUGUACCAUACGCUCUUAUUUCGCAUGCCCGUCUUCUACUAUGCAAGGGUCUCUCGUGUGUUGGAAGAUGCCGACAUGAGCAUGGCGGAGGUCUACAAGCUGGCGAGGACGACGACUGCGGAGUGGGCGGCGAAGGGCUUCGAAGAGCGGAAAGAGGCGUUGGAACGCCUGCGACGCAUCUCUAAUUGA
Schizophyllum commune H4-8 is the source of this 900-nucleotide messenger RNA. RefSeq lists its product as uncharacterized. The record is from RefSeq and is a predicted model, not a curated record. Bases 1 to 900 code for a protein of 299 amino acids. Lineage: Eukaryota; Fungi; Basidiomycota; Agaricomycetes; Agaricales; Schizophyllaceae. The transcript has 2 exons.